This is a messenger RNA of Rubroshorea leprosula, 902 nucleotides long. NCBI's taxonomy places the organism in Eukaryota, Viridiplantae, Streptophyta, Magnoliopsida, Malvales, Dipterocarpaceae. The record is from the annotation of a GenBank genome assembly.
CUCUUUUUCUCUCGUCCAGAAGUAUAUUAUAAUUUAAUACGUGGACAAGUUUUUCUAGAUCCAUUCCGCUCCUCCCUUUCCAUUAUCCUCCAACCCAUUUUCUUAAAAUUCCUCUUAUUUUGUUUUCCUUGUGCUAAUCAUGGAGAUGGAGGAAGCUAAAGUGGUUGAAGCCAAGGAUGGAACCAUCUCUGUUGCCUCUGCCUUUGCUGGUCAUCAAGAAGUUGUACAGGAUAGAGACCACAAAUUCUUAACAAGAGCAGUUGAGGAAGCAUAUAAAGGGGUUGACUGUGGGGACGGUGGUCCAUUUGGUGCUGUUGUAGUUUGCAAUGAUGAAGUUGUUGUAAGCUCCCACAAUAUGGUUUUGAGAAACACUGACCCUACCGCACAUGCAGAGGUUACUGCUAUAAGAGAGGCAUGCAAGAAGCUCAAUCAAAUUGAGCUCUCAGAUUGUGAAAUAUAUGCCUCCUGUGAACCUUGCCCAAUGUGCUUUGGUGCCAUCCAUCUCUCGAGAAUCAAGAGAUUGGUUUAUGGAGCCGAAGCUGAAGCAGCCAUAGCAAUUGGAUUUGAUGAUUUCAUUGCGGAUGCAUUAAGAGGUACUGGAUUCUAUCAAAAGGCUCAGCUGGAGAUCAAGAAAGCCGAUGGCACGGGGGCUGUCAUUGCAGAACAAGUUUUUGAGAAGACAAAAGAAAAGUUUACCUUAUAUUGAUUGUAUCUUCAAUCACAAAUUUAACAUAGUUUACCUCUCAUGUUUACCUUACCUUCUUUGAUACAGUCAUGUUUGCAUUGUUAUCAAUUGGGAAAAGGAAAAAGAAAAAAACACUAUCAUUGUGGUCAAACGAUAAGGAGAUCUUUGCUGUUUAAUAAAGCAGUGCAAUCUCAUUAAUAUCAUGAAUCAGUGACUU